Messenger RNA from Ricinus communis (castor bean), 1632 nucleotides. RefSeq names its product SNF1-related protein kinase regulatory subunit gamma-like PV42a. The record is from RefSeq and is a predicted model, not a curated record. NCBI's taxonomy places the organism in Eukaryota, Viridiplantae, Streptophyta, Magnoliopsida, Malpighiales, Euphorbiaceae. The coding region runs from base 21 to 1232 and encodes 403 amino acids. The transcript is spliced from 4 exons.
UUCAACUCAACACGAACACUAUGAAUUUGAUGCAAAAGAGACCCUUGACACUCUUUACUUUAGCAAAACAAAAAUCCCCAAGAAACAUGCAAGAACAGAAAUUAUAUCUCAACACAUCCACCAAAAGCUUACCUUCCCAAAAUGAAAGGCUUAAAGACAGGAGAGUGAAAGACCUGAUGGUCGAUAAGAGAAGGCUAGUGGAGGUACCCUACACAGCCUCCUUAGCUCACACAAUGAACACGUUGGUUGCUAACCAAGUGGUGGCAGUGCCGGUGGCUGCACCACCAGGUCAUUGGAUUGGGGCUGGUGGGUCAAUGAUCAUGGAGUCUGAUAAGCAGACUGGGGCUGUAAGGAAACAUUAUAUAGGAAUGGUUACUAUGCUUGAUAUAUUGGCACAUAUUGCUGGUGAUGAUCAGAUGAACGGUGGUGAUGAUGAUGCUUCUGAUCUUGAUAGGAAGAUGUCUGUCCCAGUUUCUUCUAUUAUAGGGCAUUGCCUUGAGGGGCUCAGUUUGUGGACUCUAAAUCCAAACACUAGCAUCUUAGAUUGUAUGGAAGUAUUCAGCAAAGGAAUCCACCGCGCAUUAGUGCCCCUUGACAGCCACAUGGAGAACAUCUCAGGGGUAGAGCUUGUCGAAUCAGCCUCGAGCUAUCGGAUGCUUACUCAAAUGGACUUGGUCAAGUUCUUGAAGGAGCAUGCUUCUGAACUGCAAGGCUUCAUAUCGCGCCCUGUGAGUGAGAUUGGAGCAGUAAACGAGAAUGUUUAUGCCAUAACUGGUCACACAAAAGUCAUUGAUGCCAUAAAAUGCAUGAGAGCUUCUCUGCUGAAUGCUGUUCCUAUCGUUGUGGCCUCUGAUUCACUUGAAGAUUAUUCCAAGAAACUUAUAAACGGCAAAGGCAGGAUGCUGAUUGGAACAUUUUCUGCAACUGAUUUGAGGGGUUGCCAUUUGACUGCAUUGCAGACUUGGUUGCCCCUAACUGCACUGGAAUUCACAGAAUCAGUAGCAUCUGCCCCAAUAUAUGCAUCUCCAAAUGCGUCAAAUAUGCCGCCUAGGGAACUUGUAACUUGCUAUCUUGGUUCGCCUCUUGAAGAAGUGAUCGACAAGGCUGUAACGAAACAUGUGCACCGGGUUUGGGCUGUGGAUCAACAGGGUUUUCUUGUUGGACUUGUGUCUCUAACUGACAUAAUCAAAGUAGUCAGGGCAUCACUACUAUCAGAUACCCAUGUAGCAUGAAUGAUCCAAGAAUAGUUUCCUUCGAUCGAAAUCAUACAUCGACAUAUUGAGGAGAAUCACGAAUACAGAAGGUGAAAUACGAAGUAGCUAUUAAAGGAUGAAAUGGUUCUUGAUUUACGAAGGAGAGUGACUAAUAUAGAAGAUGAAAUAUGAAGAAGCUAUAAAAAGGAAAAAUGGUUGUGGGCAUGGACAAUCUUUUGACCUUGGGUGAUUAUUUUCAAAUAAUGGGUGGUUUGGUGGUUAAUGUUUAGUGUAACCAAAUGUUUAACUUCUUCUAGCUUAUUAACUCGUUUUGUUAUCUUUAGGUAUAAUAUCCGUUGUGAUGUAUUGAUGAUCAGCAUAAAACGCACUUGAAUAGUAAAAUCUAAUUGAAAAUAAAGUAAAUCUGUUGAUCGUGUCA